AUGGCUCUCCCAGCUCCCACCACAUACGACCCUGCCAAACAUAAACCUCUCAUCCACCAAUUCGCUUCCAUUCAUGCUGCCUGUGUACUUCGAGAUGGCACUCUGGCAACCUUCCUUCCGGUCUGGAAAGGGGCCGAAACGACUAUGGACCAUACGAAACUCGUCGAGUACUGGCUCAGCCGCAGUCAACAAGUCGAAGAAGGCUCCCGAGAUAUCAUACUCCAGUACGCUGACAACAACGAGGUAGAAGUUGUGGGUGUCGUGAGUCUAUCGAUGCCACCAAGUGAGACUGGGCCCUUUCGGAGUCUGGUCGAGAAGCUGCUAGUCAGCCCGGAUCAUCGAUACAAAGGUAUCGCUAGACGCCUAAUGGAGAAGCUAGAGGAAGUGGCGUUGGAGAAACAUAGAGACUUAGUCAUGCUUGACACAACCAUUGGCUCGGGUGCGGAACAAUUCUAUCGCAAACUUGGAUACAACAGCCUAGGUAUUGUCCCGAAGUACGGCAUUCACCCUCUGACAGGGGAACUGGUAGAUGAGGAGUUCUUCUGGAAGGGCUUGCGGAGCUUGGAGGCCUAG
Messenger RNA from Recurvomyces mirabilis, 573 nucleotides. RefSeq lists its product as uncharacterized. Bases 1 to 573 code for a protein of 190 amino acids. The transcript is spliced from 2 exons. Lineage: Eukaryota; Fungi; Ascomycota; Dothideomycetes; Mycosphaerellales; Teratosphaeriaceae. Gene Ontology annotation, molecular function: acyltransferase activity, transferring groups other than amino-acyl groups. The record is from RefSeq and is a predicted model, not a curated record.